AUGAUAUCCAUGCAACGCUCGCUCUCCUCGCCCGUUUGCGUUCAAGCCUCCCCUCCUGCAUCACCCUCCGACUCUCGUCCAUCCUCCAGAUCCCCCGUCCAAGCCUCUGCGGACCUCCAAUCACCCAUAGCCACGCCUCGCCUUCGAUCCAGAAGUCCCACGAAGCCCCCGGCCCUCCAGGAAUACCAUGUUACUCUCCCGAUGCGCAGGGCACAUGAUACAUCCUCCCAGCAGGGUCGCCAGUCACCAGCAAAAGGAGCGAGUCCCAUAAUCAUGCAGAAACCGAUCAUAGACCAGGCGGUCCUACCGGGCAAAGGCCCCGAGGACAGAAUCCCAAGGACCCACGCAAGUGCCGAAGAAGGACUCCCUGCGCUUCCGAGCACGGCGCCGGUCAAGGCACCGCAACCGCUUCUGGGCGACCCGGCCUUGUAUGCAAACACCAACAUCAACCUGGAACAGGAUGGAACUACCUUGGAGGAGCUCGCCCACCUGGUCCGGCUGUCCAAAUACCAGGAGCGCAAGCGCGCAAGCACGAGAGUUCGGCUGCAGCGCAAUCUUAUUUCGUCUGCCCUCUCGGCGAGGCUGACCAAGUGUGGGGAGAUCACUCUCCGGAACCUGGCCGAGUGCUUUCGGAACGAGGACAAGAAGGGGUUUGCCAGUCUCUUCAAUGCCAUCCAUGAUGUUCGGUCCAGCUGUGAUGAGACCAGGAGUUUCGCCGUCCUGGAGCCAGAGAUGGACUCGCUCAGGGCGCCCGGCGCGUCUUCGAGCUCUGGAAAUCCAGACACACCAGUGGGCACGUUUGGAGCCAUGUCCGCCGGUCAAUCCGUGGUGCCCUUUCUGAAUGACAUCUCCGCCUCGGCACGAGAAGCAUUUUUGAACUUUCUGACGCAGCUGCGCACUAACCCGGACUAUCUGGCUUCGCGCCUCAGUUCUCUGACCGCUUCCGAGAUUCAGGCACUGACUGUAUUUCACAAAGGCUUGGAGCCAAUCGAGCCCGUCAUGCCGUCGUUCAACCGCGCAGGCGCACGAGGAAAUGCCGGAUCGGCCGGUCGGGGCUCUAGUAACCAGCUCAAUGCUGUGGAGAGGCUGCUCUCGUUCCAGCGGCACGACCCCCUAUCUGCUCUGAUAUACACGUGUUUCGCCAAUUCUGCCGGUCCUGACAGUGCUGAAGACCGAAGACGGACCGAUGUCUGGGCCGCUGCUUGUGCGAGACUGGUCCAGAACAAGGCCCACCACUCCGUGCUGACCUCGGUCCUCAAUGUUUGGUCUACCAUGCGCGACUGGGCAGGCCGCUCAAACAUGGAGCUGUAUCUCAUGAAGAUCCUGGAGGAUGGAGCUUUCCUUUUGGAUCGUGCCGAGGAUCCCAACGGGACCAGGUUCAACCUGUCGACCUGGACUACCAAGGACAACGCUGCCAUGGAGGAGUUUUACGAGAAUGCCGUGGACGGUCUCUUUGAGAUACUCGACGACGAGGACGCCACUGGCAUCCCGGAGGGUGUCAUCGAACUCGGAAACGCAAUCCUGCGUCGCGUGGACAACAAGCUUGUUGAGGAAGUUCGUCGCUGGCUGGUCUACCAGUGGCUCUUUACAAACUGGCUAUUCGCCGUCAUCAUCCAUCCUGAGAGUUAUGGCAUGAUGGCUGAAUACCACAUCACCGAGUAUGGUAGGCAAAAGGUGCUGAAGCAGGUCGCCCACCGCGCACAAAAGCCCGUCUUGGACAUGCUCAUGUCGUCCUACAAGUCGAAGCCGGAUCCUGUGUCUCCUAAAAUCCAAGGACAUAUCCAGAACAUUCUCGGUCGCUUCCGGCCGUCCAGGACCACCAAGACUGCCAGGCUUCUCCCGGCUCGAUCCAUCACAUCUCUGCGAGAGACCGCCGAGGUGCACCCAUAUCUUGUGAUCAGCCCUGCCGAUCUUCUGACUCUGGUGAACGCACUCUUCCCGGAGAAGAGGCCGCAGUCAGGACAUAUGAGCAGCAUCAGGUCGGGCGCCCCUUCGCUGUCCGGGUUCUCCGCAAUAUCCCAGCCAGUCUCCAUCGGGACAUCCCGCAGCAACAACUUUGAGACCGCCUCGAUCGCGAGCUUCAGUGCUUCGUCCGUACUGAGCGAUGCAGCCACCUCACGUGAGCUUUCUUUUGAGCAGCAGACAGGCGGCAGCCCGCAGCGCUAUUCUCCACCAUUUCUUGAUCUCGCCUCACAACGCCCGUCAGUCAACUACGAGGAUGAUGGCUACCGGCUUCGGCUGGCCAUGCACGAGAUGGUCCAGACGCUCGGCGCAGAUGUUGUAGCUGGCUCGUGUCAUCCUUGCGCGGAACGCUGGGCUGUCCUCUUCAUUUCGUCAAAUGGUAGCAACCUCUCAUUGCAGAUGACUUAUGAUCCGGAUGAGGAUCUCGACGAAGAGAAUUCGUCCACGACGAGCGAGACCGAGGACGAAGAAGUGGAUCGGCCCGAGCUGGACAACGACUACCAUCUGCUGCGCGACUCGAUCCUGAAACUGGUUGAAGACUUUGAGAUCCCCAGGAACCUCGACGAUGACGGGUCGAAAAUCACGCUGAGCAACCGUGCUUCUGGACUGAAGAGAUACAAGUCGAAAAACAAAAUCGUGCUGCCCGAGUCAUCAAUGGGCAGCCGGAACCCGUACAGACCUCGCGUCAGCCAAGACGAUUUGUCAGCUCUUAAGUCACCGUCGCCCACUGUGGACGAGAACGACGUCGACGCGACCCCACAGCCUGUUCUGGUAACCAUGCUCAUCGCAGCUUCCUCACAAUCACGGGUGCAGUCCGACUUCGUGGGUGCCCACUUGUACUGGAGAACCCUUCAGCAGCUGAAUGCCCUGGGAUCCUCUUCCCUGCGCAAGAAUGGAUUCGCUGCGCUGCUCAACAUCUUUGCAAGAGGGCCUCGUGACUCCAUCCGUCGGUCAGCAUCCGCGACGGAAGAAUACGACGCCUGGCUCAUCUGGCUCAAACAAAGCCAGGAGCGCCACGAGGGACUCCUUGACACCAUGAUGAAGAGGCUCAGAGGCUUGCGAGACAAGAUGUGGUACAAGACGGACGUCCACAAUUCACAGCCAUAUGAAGACAUCCGGUGCCAUUGCACUGCUCUGAAGAUUAUGGGUGUCCCAAGCAAGUGGGACUCAUACAAGCGCAACAGAGCACAAAUGUCGCGUGGCUUGUCUGCGAACUUCCUCUACCAGAAUGAGUCGCAGACGCUCGAUCUACUUGCUGCUGCCGAGGAGCAAGGCGGUCCCAACAAGUUGAGGGACGACCAAGCUGACAAGACUUCACGGUGGCUGGAACAAUAUGGCAUCGAGAACUUCUGUCGUGGAGAAGAGCGGAUUCAUCGCUUCUGCUGCGAAGUCGACACCUGCAUCAGCAAAUUGGUGGCCGAGCAGGUCAUGGACAGCCCAGUUCUGUGGUCGAGUGAACUGUUCGCUCGUGACCGCGCCGCCUUUGGUGGUCCUCGCGUUGCUGCUUCUGCUCGCGAGAGGGAAAGUUACUAUAUUGAUGAGGAUGUUGUCAGCGUCGUCAGCGGCCACGGGAGACGAUACACGUCCUCGUCUACACGACCCGGCUCAGUGGCUCGGGAUCUGCGAAGUGUCACGUCCUUCAACCUGAGCCAGAUCUCUGUUGAUUCGAGUCGUUUCGCCCAUCCCAGGCACAGCGCUGCCAUGUCUGAUAUUCUUGACGCUCAUGAGUACUUCGGGGUAGCCUCACCAGUACACUCGAUCGACCCUACGACAACAUAUUGGUCGCCCUUCCAGUCAACAAUGCCAUCGGCCGCCUCGGCGAUGUCCACAACAUCUCGUGCUCACUCGCCUACGACAAGUCUCACGAAUCUGUCGAGCCCUUUCUCUCACCCCUUCUCGUCUGUUGCCUCGCAGUCUGGUCAGGCCAGGCCCGGUACAUCGGCCUCGUCCAAUGAGACUGUCCACCAGCAGCGCAUCUCGGAUGAGAAACAGCAAUUCCUUUCCGACCUGCGCCAAACGCUUACGAGCCUGCUGCUAUCUGACCUUGGCAAUCUCGUCUUUUCUCGGGGUUCGGAGACGGACUCGUGGUUCAACGACCUGGGACAACAGUGUAUCGAACGCGAGGAGGCCCAGGCAGCGCGGGCACCGACUAAGGCGGCAAAGACAGACCGGAACGGACCUUCCGCCCCCAAGCCUAGGGUGAUCGAGAAGAAGAAGAGCUUCGGCGACUUGCGGGGUGCUGGUGAAAGCGCCAUAGACACAACCUCGAAUCAUGGUGCUGGCGGCCCCAGCCAAGGUCCUGAGCCGUCAAAGACGGUCGCCAGUAGCUCAUCGACAACAAAGAGCCGCAACACCGUUGCCAAGGACGGCAGCUCAGACUUCCCGUACAAGAAGGCGUAUCAGAGGCUCUUCCGGAUGUUCUGCGUCCAUCCCAACCCACAUGUGAAGCUCAGCGCUCUGUUUGAGCUCAAGAACCUGGUGGAGGCCUCAUUACUUACAAGUGGACGCAAGAACAAGUGGGCUCGACAGCGACAGCUUGGUAUGCAGAAUGACCAGCAAGAGCACGGAGGUCACCAGAGAGCCAUUGAGCAAACCAUUGACAGUGUGAAAGAACGACGUUCGCACGCAAGCCAACCCGUCGCGCCUCACCCGUGGGGCUCGCGGUUCCCCGGCGCCUCGGACACCAAAUCCAUCAUGUCGGUAAUGCAACCGAACACUGAUGCCGUCGCGAACAUGCUCCUGUCGCUGUUCAAGGACAGCCAGAUCCGGCCGAAGACGCUGUUUCGCGACCUGCAGUUCAUUUCAUCCUUUGUCCCCCCCUCUAUUCUGGACAGGAGCGAGAAGGGCAGGGCUUUCUGGGACACGGGCCUUGCUGCUCUGACACUCAAGCAGGACGUGUGCCGCACCAUGGCAAACACGGCCUACGAAAUCAUCGACUUGGAUCAGCAGUCGCGAAAGCCGGCGGCUGCCAGCACCGUCAGUGCUGGAGACAAAGAGGAUAAGGGAGUGGGUGGUGGCGGCAAGCACUCUCUCAGUCCAAGGGAUGCUGCGCGCAUGUACAGCAUCACCGCGAAGGAGGGCGACCCCAUGGCACAGCGCGAGCUCGCGUUGCUGAUCCUCACGCGGCACGAGCUGGUGGCCGACAGGUCGACUCUGCCGCUCGCAAAGCCGCGCGACGUCUUCAAGCAGGCGGUCAUGGAUAACUUUGGCGGCGGCGGCAGCAGCGGAGGCCGCUCCGGGGUGAGCAGCGCGCGCCACGUUGGCGAGCGCGUGCGCACUGGUGGGCUCUCGUCGUCGUCGUCGUCGUCGGCGCCCGGGCUUGGCGGUCCGCAGGAUGUGGGUGGUGUCGGCGAUGUCCGGCCGGACCCAAGCCUGAUGUGCGUCGCAUUCCACUGGAUGGAGACUGCGGCCCAGGGGGGUGAUGCGCAGGCCAAGCAGUUCCUGGUGGACAAUGACAUGCGGAUGAACUGA
This is a messenger RNA of Microdochium trichocladiopsis, 5433 nucleotides long. RefSeq lists its product as uncharacterized. NCBI's taxonomy places the organism in Eukaryota, Fungi, Ascomycota, Sordariomycetes, Xylariales, Microdochiaceae. The transcript is spliced from 3 exons. The record is from RefSeq and is a predicted model, not a curated record. The coding region runs from base 1 to 5433 and encodes 1810 amino acids.